Molecule: messenger RNA, 1632 nt
Organism: Sphaeramia orbicularis (orbiculate cardinalfish)
Lineage: Eukaryota; Metazoa; Chordata; Actinopteri; Kurtiformes; Apogonidae
Product: voltage-dependent T-type calcium channel subunit alpha-1G-like
Exons: 4
Coding region: 98-1582 (494 amino acids)
Source: RefSeq, a predicted model, not a curated record
UUCUUAUUUGUAUGUACGGUCCUUAUUUUUUGUGUUGCAUGUUUGUUUUCUCUGCUCACGGUGGUUGUCUCUUCCUGCCUAGAUCCCUCUAGCGGAGAUGGAAGCUCUGUCUCUGGCCUCUGAGACAUCCUGGUCCCUAGCUCUGACCGACGACUCGGCCCCCGAUGAUUUUAACCCCCUCUUUAUAACCAGUCUGGAAUGCAACUCGGAGCAGCUUGACAUGGGGGAGCCGCUGAAGGAAAACCUGCUGAGUGUCAGGAAACCUGCGGUGGGACGCACACACUCCCUCCCAAAUGACAGCUACAUGUUCCAACCCCUGCAGCCCUUUGGCCCGUCAGCUCCGCACAGUUCAACAGAGCUUCUAGCACAGACCCAGGGGCCCCAGCACAUAUCGGGCUCCCACAGGGGCCAAUCAGGCUCCAGCAGCUCUGUGCGUUCACAGCCGGAGGAGUUCCCCCAUCAGCUUCAUGUUCCCUCAGACCUGUUCAGACCCAUCAGCCCCCACAGCCUGUCCGACUCAGAGGAUAGACCCCGCCCACCGCCUCCACCGCGCACACACACGUUCAGCCGCACGCUCCGCAGACAGGUGGCUGUUUCUACUGAUUCUCAGGAGGUGCUGUGUUCCGAUGGAGGUGAAAGCAGUGAAGGACUUCUGGAUGUGGCCUCACUAGGCCUCCCUCCAUCCCCCUCCUCCUCCUCUUCUCCCCCCACCCCCUCCUCCCCCUGUUCCCUCCAUCAGCCUGUGGUUUGCCUGGUUCCUGCCACGCCGGGCGCUUCUUCUAACCAGUCGCAGCCCGGCAGCGUCCACACCCAGCACAAUGAGCAGCACUGCCUCACCUCCUUCUCAGCCACGCCUCCUCCACCACCGUUACCAGCCAGGCCACUCCCACAGGAGGAGUCCUUGGCGGAUCAGGAGGUGUCCCUCAUCACCUGUGCAGGAUUUGCCAGGAGUGAUGACAUCAGCAGCAGCGGCGGGCUGCGGUCGGAGGAGGCGGUUUACAGCGGGGACGGAGGCGGUUACACCACCUGCCAGGAGAGUCCCAGUCCGUGUCUGAGGCAGCUCAAAAGGUUCCACAGCGUUGACACUCACGGCCGCAGCGCUCUCCUUCCCCGGCCGAGGCCCUACUCCUGGUUGGACGAUCCGCGGCGCCACUCGGUGGAGGUGUGCUCCUCGGCGGAGUCCAGCCCCCAACGCAGCUCCGCCUCCACCUCCUCCGGCUUCGUGUCCCGGGCCGACAGCCUGCAGACCUCCACUCAGACCUCGCUGCCCUCCCCACGGCGCAAGAAGAAGAUGAGCCCGCCUUGCAUCUCUGUGGACCCCCCCGACGGACCGGAACCUCAGUCGGGCCUCUACUCAGGUCUGGGGGGCGUGGCCCUGGGCGGACUGGGGAUGGCGCCACCUCUGCCCAACAGAGACACCUGCCUGAGGCGGAGGGCGCCCUCCAGCGACUCCAAGGACUCCUUUGACCUGGGGGUGGGGGAGGGGUCAGGACAGGAGGGGGGGUCGCCAAACCCCAGCACCAACCCCAAGCUAUUGACUCUUCCAAGUUUCUCCUUUGAGAAGACAAGCUCUGAGCACUGAACACACACACACACACACACACACACAACACACACACAACACACACACAC